This is a messenger RNA of Rhododendron vialii, 2319 nucleotides long. RefSeq names its product inositol phosphorylceramide glucuronosyltransferase 1-like. Gene Ontology annotation, molecular function: glycosyltransferase activity. The coding region runs from base 207 to 1820 and encodes 537 amino acids. The record is from RefSeq and is a predicted model, not a curated record. Lineage: Eukaryota; Viridiplantae; Streptophyta; Magnoliopsida; Ericales; Ericaceae. The transcript has 10 exons.
AAAAAACACCGGAAAAAGUUAACGUUGACGAUCAUGACUUCAUGAGGAAGAAAGAAGAAUAUUCAAACUCUUUGUAAACCCAUCCAUUGAUUCCUCCCUCCCAAUCACUUACUGAACCGUCGCAGCCCUUUCCCGUAGAAGUCACCAAGUUUUUUUUUUUUUCUUCUCUCUCCUGAAGGGUUUCUCGAAUUUGGUUGGUAAUUGCAAUGAUUCCAACAAGUUACUGGAGAUUAGGGUUUGCGGUGAUGAUUCUUCUCGCUCUGUUGAAUCGUACCGCGGUGGUAUGCGGUCGUCAGUCCACCGAGGAGGCGUACGUGACUCUCCUGUACGGCGAUGAGUUCUUGCUGGGAGUUAGGGUUCUAGGGAAGUCGAUUCGGGAUACUGGAUCCACCAAGGACAUGGUCGCUCUCGUCUCCGACGGCGUUUCGGACUUCGCCAAGAAGCUCCUCCAGGCUGAUGGUUGGAUUGUGGAGCUAAUUAGUUUAUUGGAAAACCCUAAUCAUGUGCGACCUAAAAGGUUUUGGGGAGUCUACACAAAGCUAAAAAUAUUCAACAUGACCAACUACAAGAAAGUGGUGUACCUUGAUGCUGAUACAAUAGUUGUAAAGAGUGUUGAAGAUUUGUUUAAAUGUGGGAAAUUCUGUGCUAAUUUAAAGCACUCAGAAAGGCUCAAUUCAGGAGUCAUGGUAGUUGAACCGUCUCAAGCAGUUUUUAACGACAUGAUGAGCAAAGUAAACUUGUUGCCUUCUUAUACUGGAGGAGAUCAGGGGUUUCUUAAUUCAUACUACACAGGGUUUGCUAAUGCACAUCUUUUCGAGCCAGACUUGCCGCAGCAAUGGUUACAUUCUAGGCGAAUUCCUGAGAUGGAGAGACUCUCAACUCUAUACAAUGCAGAUGUUGGCCUUUACAUGCUUGCCAACAAGUGGAUGGUGGAUGAGAAAGAGCUUCAUGUUAUUCAUUACACACUUGGCCCCCUUAAGCCAUGGGAUUGGUGGACAUCUUGGCUUUUAAAACCUGUUGAUGUCUGGCAGAAUGUUAGGGAACAGCUUGACGAAUCUCUUCCUGGAACUGGUGGGGGGAAAAACCCUAAUGACAAUCUUCUGGUCAAAAUUCUUUUUCUGCUCCCAUUAUCUUCUUUAAUGUUCUGUUACUACCGGUCCCUUCUUCAGAUAAGUUCAUUGGGCAAUCACAUUAGACAACUUUACAACAAGAUCAGAUUUAGGGGUGCGCUUGCUUAUUCUGCUGUUACUGCUAAUUCCAAUCAACAGUUCUCACAUGGAGCGCAAUCCAAGGUGCCUGUGUUUUUGGGUGGACUCUCCAUUUUUGUAUGCUUUGUGGCUACCAUGGUGUCCCUCGUACUUGCACUACUAAUUGUUCCUCGGCAAGUAAUGCCGUGGACUGGUUUGUUUCUGAUGUACGAGUGGACAUUCACUACCUUCUUCCUAUUAUUUGGAGGUUAUCUACGCUUGAUUUACCAGUGGGGAAGGAUGAAGGCAAAUCAAGUGGGAUCCAUUUCUUCUCAUAAUGAAUUUUCUGAUAAAGAUUCUCCAAAAGGACAUCAGCGGCAGGUGUCUUCUUGUGAUGUCGCGACAUGCUAUUAUGGGUUAGGAAUGGCGUUCUUGGCUAUUGCUGCCCCUUCAUUGCCUUGUUUAUUGGGUAUCACUGCCCUGUUUGUGAGGUUUGGUUUGAUGUUUGUGGGAGGUUUAGUUUUUGCGUCUUUUAUGACGUAUGCUUCAGAACAUAUUGGGAUUAGAUCAUUUCUGAGAGGUCUCGAAGAAAAGGAUAUACCACGGACAAAGAACUUAUGUUUCUUGUGCUGAAUGGAGGUUAAAUCUAACUAUCUAUUAUGAUAUGCUGCUGUAUCUUAUCUUUUCCCAUUUUAAAUGUGAUAGCAGGAUUUUGUUGUAAUAUUUUGCGGGGUUUUUUUUUAUCUUCAUUUAAUUUUUUCCCCCUCAUGAUCAGUUUAUUCUAUUGUGAGGCUCCUUCAGUGAGUCGGUGGGAAACCAAUUACAGAUUCUAGCUUUAGAGAUUUUACUAUUUUAGAUUCUCCCUUUAAGUGGAAGGUGUUAACUUGUUUGGUACUAUGGUGGCGGUGGGGUUAUCAAUUCAAGCAGUAUAGUUGCAUUGCUGAAAAUAAGUUGUAGUUGCUUUGGUGAAUAAUCCCACCACUGCACCAAACUAGUUAUCAGCUUCCUCCUAAGGCUUGAAUCUGUAACCUCUUAAGCCCAACUCUGUAAGUGGAUUCCAACAGUUACAGAAAAAGCGCCCACUUUUGUAAAGUUGUAUCUUCAGAAAAUGAAACCAGGAGAUCUGUGUUUA